Taeniopygia guttata (zebra finch) is the source of this 850-nucleotide messenger RNA. It is a transcript of the gene IFI30, whose product is annotated as IFI30 lysosomal thiol reductase. Gene Ontology annotation, molecular function: oxidoreductase activity, acting on a sulfur group of donors, disulfide as acceptor. Gene Ontology annotation, cellular component: lysosome. The record is from RefSeq and is a predicted model, not a curated record. Lineage: Eukaryota; Metazoa; Chordata; Aves; Passeriformes; Estrildidae.
GCCGGGCUCAUUUCCGCGUCGCCCCGGUGUCCCCAUGGCCCCCGCGGUGCCGCCGGCCGUGCUGGCCCUGCUGGCCCUGCUGGCCCCGGCGCUGGGCUGUGACCGCCCUGCCCACCGCUGGUGCAGCUCGCGGGACGUCGCUGCCGCCUGCCAGGUGGAGAGCCGCUGCCCCAGCCUCCCUCACCCCGCGGCCGCGCCCGUGGAGCUGAGCCUGUACUACGAGAGCCUGUGCCCGGCCUGCCGCGAGUUCCUGGUGCUGAAGCUCUUCCCCACCUGGCUGCUGCUGCCCGAAGAGAUGCUGAACAUCACCCUGGUGCCCUACGGCAACGCCCAGGAGAGGAACGUCAGCGGGAAGUUGGACUUCCAGUGCCAGCACGGCCCCGAGGAAUGCUUGGGCAACAUGAUGGAGGCCUGUCUGAUGCACGAGGCCAAGAACUUCAGCACCUACUUCCCCGUCAUCUUCUGCCUGGAGGCGGGCAGCUCCGUCACCAAGAACCUGGAGGCUUGCCUGCAGAUCUACGCCCCAGAGGUGGACAGCGGCCGCAUCAGCGCCUGCGUGCAGGGGGACACGGGGGUGGCCCUGAUGCACCACAACGCCCAAGUGACCGAGGCGCUGCACCCCCCGCACCAGUACGUGCCCUGGAUCACCGUCAAUGGGAAGCACACGGACGAGCUGCAGGCACAGGCAGAGGCCUCGCUGCUGGGGCUGGUUUGCCAGCUCUACCAGGGGGAGAAGCCUGAAGUCUGUGGGGGCUCCAAGGCCACGAAGAUCCCGUCUGGCUGCAGGCGCUGAGGGACGUUGUGGGAGCAGAGGCAGAGAGGUCAAUAAAAAGGAUAUUUUUAUGGAAAA